Molecule: messenger RNA, 1631 nt
Organism: Lecanosticta acicola
Lineage: Eukaryota; Fungi; Ascomycota; Dothideomycetes; Mycosphaerellales; Mycosphaerellaceae
Source: the annotation of a GenBank genome assembly
AUGGCAGCGAAAGCCCCUGAAAUCAAAACUGAAACCCUCCCUGUCGACAGCAAUUCUUCCGAGACUAACACAGAAUACGAGCGUUAUCAAGAGCUGCGCGAGAAGUUUCACGAUGGAGGAGAGUGCCAGCGACGAUUCAUUCGCAAGCGUGGGUUGUGUCGCCUACACCGCACCAUUUCGUCCCUAAUACCGCGAUUUUAGUCGACUUCCGCCUUCUGCCCACAUUGAGCUUCCUCUAUCUAAUGUGCUCUCUGGACAAGUCAAACGCUGGCAAUGCGAAACUCUUUGGUCUGCUCGAGGACAUCGGCAUGACCUCAAAGCAAUUCAAUCUGGCGCUAAUGUACUUCUUCUUCACAUACGGGAUCUUCGAACCGGUAUCCAACGUGGCGUUGAGGCGCAUUGGGCCGAAGCACUGGUUCCCGCUGAUUAUCACCUCGUGGGGGCUCGUAACAACUUUGACAUGCCUGGUGUCAAGUUACCGCGGUUAUGUUGUCGUGCGUCUUCUUCUCGGCGUGACAGAGGCGGGCCUCUAUCCAGGUACCUACUUCGUUCUGAGCAUGUGGUACACACCAAGAGAACUCGCUACACGCAUGGCCAUCUUUUACGGAGCAAAUACCGCUGCCGGAGCUUUUGCUGGUGUUAUAGCUUACGGUGUGGGCAACCUCGACGGCCAGCAUGGGAUGCGAGCUUGGAAAUGGCUUUUCCUUAUCGAAGGCGUAAUCACGAUCUUUGGCGGCCUUUGCUGUUUUUGGCUCUUACCGUGCGUCUCCCCCUCGAUUCUUUUCCCGCCUUGCUGACUGACCACUGUAGGCAUUUCCCUUAUCAAUAUAAGAACAGAGCAAGCAGAUGGCUGUCACCUUCUGAGCUCGAGUGGGCACGAUUCCGUGUGAGGUACAACUCCAUUCCAAAUGCUCCAACGGACAAGUUUCACUGGAGCGACGCGACCUCGGCCCUGAAAGACCGGAAGACGUACUUCAUGAUGAUGAUGUUUUGGUGGGGUGGCAGCGUGCCAACAUACUCGUUGUCUUACACCCUACCAACCAUGGUCAAGAACUUGGGUUACAGCGCUAUAAAGGCGCAGGCGAUGACAACUCCUCCUUACAUUUCCGCGACAUGCGUCUGCGUGCUGGUCGGCUGGCUGUCUGACCGAUAUCAGAAGCGAUAUGUCGCGAUAAUCGGAUCAUACUCCCUCGGAUUGAUGUAAGUACGACCCCAUCGUCGCUCAGGGUCUGCUAAUACUUGAAUCUAGUGGAAUAGUCAUACUAUGGGUGACUGUGCACUACGAACACCUGUCCGGAGUCAGCUACUUUGCUAUCUUCCUUGCUGCAGCCGGCUACUCCGCACAGGCGCCGAUCGUGGGUGCAUGGACCUCUGUCAAUCUGCCAAACCCGUCCAAACGCGCUGCUGCUAUUGGCUUUAUCAUGCUCGUAGGGUCGGUUGGAGGUGGUAGCAUUGGCUCUAAUAUAUACUUGGACUCGCAAGCCCCCGUGUACCCACUCGGAUUCGGAUUUAGUGUCGGGUGCACUAUCCUCGGUGCUAUGGUUCCAGCAACGCUACAUUGGUGGCUUCUGCGCCGAGCAAAUCGCAAAAAGUCCUUACCGGGGGCCAUAGGCAAGGAUGACCACCCCUAG